AUGAAUUUGUGGACGACAUUGUUUUUGUUUUGUCAUUUUGUUUGUGUUGUCAUCGGAUCCAGGGUUAUACUUGUGGAGAAUGCACCGACAUGUUUCCGCCGCGUCCUGGCCGGGAAGCGAGCACUGCGGAGUCAUGUCAGGAAGGUGGUACCAUGCGAGAGGCUGGAGGACUGCCGGAGGGAAUGUGCCAUGGAGAAGAGGUUCCCUUGCGAAAGCUUCAAUUAUAGGUUAGACAGGACAUUCAGAGGAAAAGGUCUAUGCGAGUUAAUGACAAAACCGAUAGAAGCGUUCGACUUACGACGUGAUUUUGUUGAAGACAAAGAUUUCGAUUUUUUCGAGCUCGACCGAAAUAGCUUGGAACCGAAUUGCCCAGACACUCUAAGGGGUCCAGGGGUCUUACAUUCUGGUUUUUUAUCCUCAAAACCGAAUCGGAUAGAGGGGGAAGGGUCACAAAGUGGCUGGAGGGACAGAUAUGAUGGAUUUGAUCAAUCGGACCGAUUCGGUGGUAAUCGGAGAGGUGGUUACGGGAAUCGACGAUAUGAUGAUCGAUUUUAUAUUCCUUAUCAGAUUAAUCAAGGGUUAGCACGAAGCAACGACGGCCAGGAACUCUGGGGUAAAUACGGAGGCGAGUACGGAGGAAACAGAUAUUACAAAGAUAGAAAUGACUACCACAAAUCUGUAACUCAUUGGCAAAUAUCCACCGAUGUAGAAAGACCCUCAUAUGGAGUCAAGCCCCAUGGAAAUACCAACUUCGAUUACCAUAAUUUGGGUAAAAAUGGGGGGUCCUGGAUCGGUGACCGAUAUGGCUAUGGUUCAUGGAAAAGAGGGAGGUGGAAUAGCUCAGGGAAUUCUGGCAACCCUAAUGGAUUGGAUUAUGGGGAUUCAAGUUUUUUUAAGCAGAAGCAUCAUCAUGAGUCUAUUGAUCGAAGUGAUGACGGAAGGACUAAAGAUUGUUCCUCCCGCCGUCGUCCAGGUAUGUCUUUAGGCACGGGUGCCAUCAGACGAGCUCUCAUAUCCCGCAACGUGGUGGAGUGCGAGGCAGCCUGCUUCAGUGAGAGGGAGUUCAAAUGUGUAUCUUAUUCUUAUAGAUAUUCAAAUUCCCAUGGUACUGAUAACUGUUUUCUGAGUGAGCGGCCUUACCGAGGGUUGGAGUUGGCAGCUGACAGCAGUUCUGAUGUGUAUGCCAUGCCUCAGGACCAGGGUUGUGUGACCAUCAACUAUAAACCUUGGGUUGAGAGUGAAUGUUUCUGGCACGUACGGUCCGGGUCAGCAGUGAGUGACUCAGCAGUGCGGGCCGCCCUCACGGUGGCCGGGCUCGGCGCCUGCGAGGCUGAGUGUAUCAGGGCACACGCAUUCUUCUGUAGGGGAUUCAGUUUUAGGUUUGAUUCUCCAACCAUAGGAGAUGAUCUAGAGAACUGUGUCCUCACGUCAUCGCCACCUACGUCUCUGGAGAAUGGGCGCGGGCUGCGACCCAACACUGGACAUGAACUAUAUGCGAGAGGCAACUAUGGGAGGGGAUGUGAACCAGCGCUGUAUGAUGAUGUCCAGCAUAGAGAUGAGGAAUGCUACCUUCAAUACGACAAAGCAGCCAAAUUGAGCGGUGGAGCAAUCCGCGGUCAGGCGCGCGUCAAAGACGAGCAAGCGUGCGGUCGCGCGUGCAAUGAGGCUCCGUUCAGAUGUCUCAGCUUUUCUUUCAAUAACAACGCUCCACCGAAGACGGACAACUGUCUUCUGUCAGAGAUCCGUCUGUUUGACCUCCAGAGAGGAGUGGACUACGUACACUCUGCUGAUGACUGGCUGUUCGCCUUCGAUCUGUUCAAUGGCCAGUGCUGGAGAAAAGUUCAUGUUGUGGAGUAUGAUGAUCCAGCUCCGGAAAUACCUCGUCCGCUCGCAGCGCCACCUGUCGAGGAUCACUACCCAGUAUCAGGACCGUCCGGCCCACCAUCGUCUCCCACCGGAUUAUCCGGACCUUCAGCACCUAGUGGACCCGGAUAUCUACCAGAUCAUGCUCAUAAUGAACCACCGUUUAUCCCGGCAUCAGGCCCACCGAGCGGACCCGGUUUCAAACCUUACUCACCCGGUUCCAAUUUCAAACCCGGAUACUCUGAACCUUCUGGUCCCGGAUAUAAACCAAAUUACCCACCAAGUGGUCCAGUUAAACCUUACCCAGAACCAUCUGGACCAGAUUUUAAGCCAGGCUAUCCGGGUCCUAGUUUCAAACCCGGUUAUUCUGAACCAUCUGGACCUGGAUUCAAACCUGACUACCCAGGACCAAUAGGUCCUAGUUUUAAACCUGUUUACCCACCUGCUGUAAAACCUGGAUACCCUGAACCAAGUGGACCUGGUUACAAACCUGGAUAUCUACCAGAUCAGGAUUUAAAACCUGGUUUCCGACCAUCAGCACCGCCGCAGCGACCUGUCUACCGACCAAUUUUGGAUGCGCCAGAUUAUCUACCAGGAAAACCGGGGUACUUGCCAGAGAAACCUGGUUAUUUGCCAGACCGCCGACCUGGUUAUCCUGGACCUAAUAGACCAGUUUAUGAUGAACGCCCAUCCAGACCAACUAGACCUGGGUUUAAACCUGGAUAUCCUGAUAGAGCAGACGAUGAAUCGAUUUCAGUAUCGUGGCGUCACUAUACGGUAUCUGGGUUCCCGUGCCGUGCAGGGACAACGUGUGCACAGAACACCAUCGCUGGCCAUUGGGCUUGUGAACCUGAAGGUGGAGAAAUUGGCUCAUGGGACUAUUGCUGUGCACCAACACACCGUUGUGGAUACAGUGAAGGUUUCCAUAAACCAUGGUGCUACGUAGGACCGAAUCAGGAUCAAUGGCGUCCAUGCAGUGAGAAGUAUUAUCCUUACCAUCAGCAUAAAGUCCCUCAUCCCUCACAAGGUCACCAGCAUUCACCUGGACGACCUCUGCCACCAGGACAUAGGGAAGACAUACCACCACGGCCUGUAGGACCUCGUCCCUGGCAGGGACAGCCUGGGUAUGACAGACCCAACCCAGUCGGACCACCAGGCCCAUAUCUGUCGGAAGGCGACAGAAAAUACUGGGACGAUUUGUACAAGAAUGGACCUCAAGCGUAUUAUGAUAAAUAUGGAAAUCCUUUGCCAGGUUAUUCCCGAGUUCCAACAGAAUCUCGUCCGUACAUCAAGUUCACUCACAACCAGCCGCAGCCUGGCACUGGAACCUGGCUGCCAAUGUCUCCAUCACAAGGAUCUGAUGGACCGCCUCCUCCAGGGUUGGGAGUACCAAGAUACUGGCCUGUAGCCUAUCUACACAAAGGUCCACCACCGAACACAACCUAUUUUCGUUACAACGAAACCCAACAACAGAUGACAACAACUACAGAAAUGUACACAACUCCUCGAGAAAUAUCCACCAUACCCCCAAGACCAGACCACACUGAAAGACACAGAGAUGAAAAACAAAGAAACAUAAGUGAUUACGACACUUUAGAAAGUACCACUACAAAAGUCCCACAAAGUACCACAGUAAAAAUUAUACCAAGUACCACUGAAGUACCAGUAACACAAGAAGCGGUGACUGAAAACAUAACUGAAGUUGAACUGGUUAAACCUGAAAGCGUAAAGUUGAAUGAAAAAAUUAAAGGUAUAGAUGACAAAUUGGACGAUUUCUCAAGUUCCAUUGAAGUUUUUGACUUAGAUGAUGUUAAAGGUGAGAAGUUGUCUGAUUUGAAAACUUUAGAAGCUGAAGAAAGGCAGAUAGAAGAGAUUGGGAGAAUACUAGCUUCUAGAAGAGGUGGCAAACUGGUUCUAGAUAAGCGUUCCCAAAAAGAACUAGAAGCUAAAAGUAUAGCUAUUGAUAAAGAGCUACUAGAUUUUAAUUUUGGUAACAGAUUUAAUGUUGAAAGAAGAGGAGUGAUACAAAAAGUGAGUAAAGAUGAGAUAGAAAGAGAAAGAGAGCGAGAAAGAGCAGCAGCUGAUAAAAGUUUGGAAGUGAGUGAAACUUCUUUCGUUCGUCCACCUAGAGUUUUAUCUACAACUGACAAUAUUCGCAAAGCUAUAGUUAAUGGAAAAGUCUUCUAUGAUGCCACAAUAAGAGAACAAAGAGACACAUUUUUAAAUAAUUCUACGAGAAAGAGUAAAAAUUUGAGGUUAUUAGAUGAAUCUAAAAUCUCUAAUCUCACUUCUCCUGCUAGUUAUGGUAAAAAAAUAAUCAAAGCAAGAAAUGUAAACCCAGUCAGAAGAGUAAGAAGGGUCUAUAGAAAGAGAUAUAACCCAGAAGAAGUCAGAAGGAGAUUGUUGGAAAGAGAAAAGAGUAAACAAGAGAGUAGUACAGAAAAUUCUAGAAAAAUAUAA
This is a messenger RNA of Spodoptera littoralis (African cotton leafworm), 4323 nucleotides long. Lineage: Eukaryota; Metazoa; Arthropoda; Insecta; Lepidoptera; Noctuidae. The record is from the annotation of a GenBank genome assembly.